Messenger RNA from Manihot esculenta (cassava), 1394 nucleotides. RefSeq names its product probable NAD(P)H dehydrogenase (quinone) FQR1-like 1. The record is from RefSeq and is a predicted model, not a curated record. NCBI's taxonomy places the organism in Eukaryota, Viridiplantae, Streptophyta, Magnoliopsida, Malpighiales, Euphorbiaceae. The coding region runs from base 296 to 1099 and encodes 267 amino acids. Gene Ontology annotation, molecular function: FMN binding; NAD(P)H dehydrogenase (quinone) activity. The transcript is spliced from 2 exons.
GACGAAGUACCGGCAUGAACAGCUAAGAAGAGUAAAGUCAACAGCCACAAGCACUCAUCAGGUACCUAAAUGGCCAAAUUCUUGAUUCCCAUCUUCAUGUACUAGCUGUCACCUCUUUUGUUGUGUUUGAGAAAGAAAAAAGAAAUCUUUUUGGGUUUUCUCUUCUGAGCUCAAUACCAUUCUUUGAUUAAUUUUCAAGUGGAACCAGAAGAAGCCAACAAUUCGUGCUCAAGAUUCAUAGAGCUUUGAAGCAGCAUAUCGUCCCAGAAAGCUAACACCCUUAUUGAAUUCUGAUAUGGGUAAGGGUGGUGGGUGUGUGCCAAGCAAGAAGAAGUUAAUUCAAGAUCCUCGCCUCCCAGAAAGAGACUCUCCGAUUAUUACCCAAAACCAAAGCCAAAAUCAAAGUGCAAGCCAAACCCAACCCAUUACAAUCCAGAAUAGCAUCACUCUACCACUUAAGAAGCUUAAAAUCUUCAUAAUUUUUUACUCGAUGUAUGGCCAUGUGGAGUUUUUGGCAAGGAGAAUGAAGAAGGGUGUGGAUUCCAUUGAUGGGGUCGAAGCAGUUUUGUACAGGGUCUCAGAGACGCUACCAGUAGAGGUUUUGGAGCAAAUGAAGGCGCCACCGAAGGGAGAUGAGAUCCCAGUAAUAUCAGUUAAUGAGUUAGUCAAUGCUGAUGGGUUCUUAUUUGGAUUCCCAACAAGGUUUGGUUCUAUGGCAUCUCAGAUGAAAGCGUUCUUUGACUCCACAGAUGAACUGUGGAUGGAACAAAAGCUUGCAGGACUUCCUGCUGGGUUCUUUGUGAGCACGGGCACGCAGGGGGGCGGGCAAGAAACAACUGCGUGGACAGCAAUUACUCAAUUGGCACACCACGGGAUGCUCUAUGUACCAAUUGGGUACACUUUUGGAGCUGGAAUGUUUAGAAUGGAUUCCAUUAGAGGAGGGUCUCCAUACGGUGCUGGAGUCUUUUCCGGAGACGGCUCGAGGCAGCCAACUGAAACAGAGUUGGCUCUUGCUGAGCAUCAGGGAAAAUACAUGGCCACAGUAGUGAAGAGAUUUGCUAAGCCUUCCUCGCCUGUAAAUGGUAACAACCAUAGCUAGUGUUAACUAAGCCAAGAUCCAAUUCCAUAUCCACCAUGUUUGUUCAUUAGCUUUGUGCAUGCUUUUCUCUAUUCUUGAGUCACUAGAGCUUAUCUAAACGUUCGAGGAGCUAUGAUUUUGUAAUUAAAUGUGCAUUUGCUUCCACUUUUCGCUGGUUCUUCGCGUCUACUCUCUUAUUGUUUGGAAAAUUUUUACAUAUUUGUAUAUGGUUUGAAAUUGUCUAUUAUUUUCAUGUAAACUAUUUGAUUGUAAUGUCAUAAUGAUCAAUAAAAAUUUGAGGUUGGUUUUUUUUUUA